AUGACGACGAAAACAACUCACGCUUCAGAGGUUCCCUCUAAUCCUCAAUCAGGGAAACAUCAGAUUAACCUCAUCCGCGGUUGGCCAAACCCGGGCCUUCUUCCUGUUGAUCUCAUCUCAGCAGCUGCCCAGCGCAAUCUUUCUGACCCGUCCGUUUACGUCCCGGCCUUACAGUAUGGCGCUGACCCGGGAUAUCAGCCCCUGCGUGAAGCAUUGGCGACCUGGUUGUCUGAGCACUACCGUGUCGAGCGUGAUCCCAAUCGCAUUUGUAUCUCAGGCGGCGCAAGUCAGAAUGUUGCAUGCAUUCUACAAAGCUUCACCGACCCUCAUGUAACCCAAGCCGUGUGGUGCAUUUCACCAUCGUACCAUCUCGUCUUCCAGGUCUUUCGUGAUAAUGGCUUUGAUGGAAGACUGAGAGCUACACCUGAAGAUGAAGAGGGUGUUGAUAUUGAGGCAUUGGAGGCAAAAAUUGUCGCGUUCGAGAAGAAUGCCCCAGAAGCCAAGCCUCCUGUGAGCGACGCUGGGAAGGACCGUAAACAUUAUCGUCAUAUCAUCUACGCUGUUCCCACAUGCUCAAAUCCUUCCGGCAAGACAAUGUCAUUACGCCGCCGAGAAGCGCUCGUCCGACUUGCUCGCAAAUAUGACGCUCUCAUUAUCUGCGACGAUGUUUAUGACUUUCUCCAGUGGCGUAUUGACAGCGAUCCCGGCCAAGUAUCUGCGCGUAUAAACGACCACGAUCAUCCUGAGAUGCUACUCCCUCGUUUGUGCGACAUCGAUCUUGCCAUGGGGCAGGCAGACAAUGAUCCCCAAGGUUUUGGCCAUGCCGUAAGUAACGGAUCAUUCAGUAAACUUGUUGGGCCAGGAAUGCGAACUGGCUGGCUGGAAGGCACGCCUGCGUUUGCUUAUGGACUCGCACAGACAGGUGCAACCAAGUCCGGUGGUUCACCUAGUCAGUUCUGUGCAUCUCUGAUGGCCGAUCUAUUGCAAACUGGGGCUCUCCAGGAGCGACUUACCACAACUAUAAGGCCCAAGCUUCAGCACCGUCACCGCAUCAUGAUGGAAGCUAUUCAUAAGCACUUAGGACCCCUGAGUGUUGGCAUUCGAGAUACUGGUCUCCCUGGGGGGCUUGUUUACGGUGGUUACUUUGUGUGGCUCACGUUGGAAGAAGGCAUCUCAGCCAAAAUUGUUUCACAAGCUGCAAUGGCGGAAGAGAACUUGGUGGUUGGUAACGGGACUAUGUUCCAAGUGCCUGGGGAUGAGAAGACGGUGAAUCUGGAUAACGCAGUUCGGCUGACAUUCGCAUAUGUCCCUGAGGAGGACCUGACCGAUGGCGUUCAGAGGUUAGCAGGCGUGCUACAGAGGAUGAAAGAAAACCCCGACAAAUACAAAGCAUCUGCCAGUGCAACAGCCGAUAGCGACAUCAUAGAUGCCAACAAAUAA
Messenger RNA from Fusarium poae, 1440 nucleotides. RefSeq lists its product as uncharacterized. NCBI's taxonomy places the organism in Eukaryota, Fungi, Ascomycota, Sordariomycetes, Hypocreales, Nectriaceae. The record is from RefSeq and is a predicted model, not a curated record. Gene Ontology annotation, biological process: biosynthetic process. Bases 1 to 1440 code for a protein of 479 amino acids. Gene Ontology annotation, molecular function: pyridoxal phosphate binding; L-2-aminoadipate:2-oxoglutarate transaminase activity. The transcript is spliced from 2 exons.